Molecule: messenger RNA, 948 nt
Organism: Nannospalax galili (Upper Galilee mountains blind mole rat)
Lineage: Eukaryota; Metazoa; Chordata; Mammalia; Rodentia; Spalacidae
Product: vomeronasal type-1 receptor 1
Exons: 1
Biological process (GO): G protein-coupled receptor signaling pathway
Cellular component (GO): membrane
Molecular function (GO): pheromone receptor activity
Source: RefSeq, a predicted model, not a curated record
CAAUACCUUCUAGAUGUUGAUGUAAUGGAUGGUGGGAAAUUGAAGUUGGGAAUUAUCUUCCUCACUCAGACUGGAGUUAGAGUCCUUGGAAAUUGCUCUCUCCUUUGUUUUUACAGCUUCUCUUUGCUUACCAGACAGAAGUUGAGAUCCACAGACCUAAUUCUCAACCAGCGGGCCUUUGCCAACUCAUUGGUCCUUUUCCCCAAAGGGAUACCUCAAACAAUAGUGGCCUUCUGAUGGAAGUAUUUCCUAGAUGAUGGUGGAUGUAAACUUGUCUUUUAUUAUUACAGAGUGGGCACUGGGGUUUCCUUCAGCCCUAUUUGCCUCCUCAAUGGAUUCCAGGCAAUUAAGCUCAACCCGAGUAUUUGUAGAUGGGUGGAGCUCAAAGUUAGAUCCCCAACGUCCAUUGGCUUCUGCUGUUUCCUGUGCUGGAUCCCUCAUCUGCUGAUAAAUUCAUUUAUUGCUGUAUUGGUGAGUGUACCAUCAAAUAAAAACUUGAGUGUGAGAAAUAGUUACGGAUACUGUUCCUGCACACUACAAGAGAAAUAUAGCUCAUUAUAUGCAGCCUUCUAUUUUUCUCCUGACUUGAUGAGUCUCAUCUUCAUGGUCUGGGCCAGUGGCUCCACAGUCCUUGUCUUGUACAGACACAAGCAGAGAGUUCAACAUAUUCACAACCACAGAGGCUGCCUCAGACAGUCCCAUGAGGCCAGAGCCACUGGGACCAUCCUGGUCCCGCUGGGUGCAUUUGUUGUUUUCUAUUCAGUCUAUACUGUUUUGACUAGUUGGAUGACUCUAGUUACAAAGCCAGGCUGGUGGGUGGUGAACAGCUCUGUGUUUGUGGCCUUGAGCUUCCCAGCAUUCAGCCCUUUUGUUCUCAUCCUCAGUGACACAGGAGUCUUCCAGUUCUGCUUUACCUGCAGAGCAAGGAAAACAGCACUUCUUUUUUAA